GUAUCAAGUGUAUGUGGGUCUCUGCCUCACCCUCACACACUUGCCGGUCCUCUUGCAACUCUUCUCGGGAUCCCUGGGUCCCUUUCCUCGGUGACAGGCUCCCCACACCAAGCAGUCACCAUUUCCGCCCCCGGGAGACCCACGCUGGCAGCGCAGCCCCUUCCCCGACUCAGCAUCGGGAGGAAGACCCUGGUGGCGGCUGCCGUAGGGGUUAUGCUCGUCCUGGUGCUGGUGGUCCUCAUCCCGGUGCUCGUCAGCUCUGUGGGUACAGAUGCCAGCCACUAUGAGAUGCUGGGCACCUGUCGUAUGGUGUGUGACCCCUACCUGAACAAGGGCACUCCAGCCAGCAGCACCAGCUCCACCGGUCUCCAGGCUGAGGCAGAGGCAUUGAGCGACCACAGCAACGUACUUCCACCCUCCACCUUACUGCAGGGCCCACAGGGGAAGCCUGGCAGGCCAGGCAAGCCGGGACCACCCGGACCACCAGGAGAACCGGGGCCACCAGGUCCAGCGGGGCCUCCUGGUGACAGAGGAGAUCAGGGAAGGACUGGGAUUUUGGGUCUGGGGGGGAACGGAGCUAUCAGCACGGCUACCUACAGCACAGUGCCUCGGGUAGCCUUCUAUGCAGGGCUUAAGAACCCCCACGAAGGCUACGAGAUCCUCAAGUUUGACGAUGUUGUCACCAACCUAGGCAACAACUAUGAUGGCAUUUCGGGCAAGUUCAUCUGCAGCAUACCUGGCACAUACUUCUUCAUCUACCAUGUGCUGAUGAGAGGAGGGGAUGGCACCAGCAUGUGGGCAGACCUCUGCAAAAAUGGCCAGGUUCGUGCCAGCGCCAUUGCCCAAGACGCUGACCAGAACUAUGACUACGCCUCCAACAGCGUCAUCCUCCAUCUGGACGCAGGGGACGAGGUAUACAUCAAACUGGAUGGAGGCAAAGCCCAUGGAGGCAACAACAACAAGUACAGCACCUUCUCUGGCUUCAUCCUCUACGCAGACUGAGAACAGACAGACACAAAGACAGUCAGACAGAAAGAGAUUGAGAGAAAGAGUUGUACACCAGGGGGGUGGUGUGUGUGUGUGUGUGUGUUAAAAGCUGGAAUGCUUUCUAGUUUUCCUAAUUCUCUCCAUCAUCACGGACACCUCUGCUUCAUAUCCAUCAGCAAACAGACAUCCAGGCUGUGUAGCAGAGCCUGGAUGCAAAGCUCCUGAGGACACACUGAGAGGGGCCGGGCGGGAGGCAUGGGAGGAGUGGGAUGUAGGGUGGAGGUGGGCUGGUUUUUCUGCACUCCUCGUCAGGAUGCCGACGUGUCAGAAGCUCCUCGCUUUCAGUGUCUCUCCUCUUCAGACCUGCUCCAUUGCACAGAAGUAUCAAGAACAAUGAAAACCCUGCAAAAGUGGAUGAUCUCACCUCCUCUCUCCACAGCGGCAACAGUCACCUGUACUGUCAGUGGACUCAAUUGACUGAAACUCGUAGUGUUGUUCCAUGCAAUUUUCCUUAGAUUGUGUUUUAAUUUUGUAGACAUGCAUAAUACUCUACACAAAUGAGAUUUAAAAAAAGUAUAUAUUUGUCCCUUGUGAAAAUAUUCUGUUUGACUGAGAGAACGGAUAUGUGAGAUGUUAUUUGUGAUGCAGCUCAGAGAUCUAACAGCUGGAAAAUAAUUCUUUAAAUCAAGACCGUCAGUAUUUAAUGGCAGUGGGUGUUUUUCUUCAUCACUGGGUACAGCAAGGUAACUAUAUAUUGUUCAUGUGGAGAAUUAUACAUUCUGCACUGUACCUUCCAAUGUAUCUGAAAAAGGAAACAUCUCAUAUAGACAAUACCCUUUCCACAAAGCACCUCACGCUGUUCCGCACACACACAAUGUCCUGCUGCUGUUUGGAUUAAAAGUAGAGUUCAAAUUG
Molecule: messenger RNA, 1902 nt
Organism: Dicentrarchus labrax (European seabass)
Lineage: Eukaryota; Metazoa; Chordata; Actinopteri; Moronidae
Gene: c1ql1l2
Product: C1q-related factor
Exons: 2
Coding region: 214-1002 (262 amino acids)
Molecular function (GO): protein binding
Source: RefSeq, a predicted model, not a curated record